Molecule: messenger RNA, 1984 nt
Organism: Orbicella faveolata
Lineage: Eukaryota; Metazoa; Cnidaria; Anthozoa; Scleractinia; Merulinidae
Product: kelch-like protein 20
Molecular function (GO): protein binding
Source: RefSeq, a predicted model, not a curated record
UUUGACUUGCGUGACUGGCGAACAUAGUGAUCAAUGGUCAAGAAGUGCGUGACAUUUGCACGCAUUGCAUGCCUAUUGGCAACCCGCGAAACCUGGUUCAAGUAACACCUGACGCUUUUCUCUACUUCCAAGAUCAAACAUGGAUUCUUUCCAAGCUAAGGACAAGACUUGGCUUGGAGUAGACGCACUUUUACACGAUUUUCAAAAUAUAAUCGACGAUCAAGACACCGCAGAUGUUUUGUUCCUAGUUGGACAAGGAGAAACUGCAAUAUAUGCUCACAGAUUGAUUCUGGUAGCAAGAUGUAGGCACUUUCAGAAUCGCAAGAGGGAGUUGUGGUCCUCCAAGUCAGUUCAUUCGCAGCUUACAGUAAGAAAGCCCGAAUUCCGACCUGAUGUGUUCCGUGAAGUUUUGACGUUCGUUUACACGGGAAAGGUUGAACUUCAUAGUCGCACAGCCUUAGAGAUGCUGAGGAUUGCCGAAGACCUAGAAAUAACAGAUUUAAAGUUGGCGUGUGAACAAUAUUUCAUGGAUAAUCUUAGUAUAGAAAAUGCAGCAGAGUUUCUAGCAGAUGCUAUGUCUCUGUCAAGAGGAGUUGAUUUUGGAGGAAUGUCAUCUUUGGUGGACAAAUGCACUGGAUUUAUGGAGGAGAAUGCGGAAGAAGUUGUAAAAACUGAAGGCUUCCUUCUCCUUCCAAAGCCGGCGAUGAUAAGACUUGUGUCAAGUGACCAGUUUGCAGUUUCAGAGGAGGAGCUUUGGAGAGCUGUUCUGUUGUGGGCAAAAAGGGGUUCUGGUGUCAAUAAACCAACUAAUCAGUGGACGGAAGAGGAUAAUGACAAGAUUAAGGAGGAGCUGUCAGGUGUAAUUGAGCACAUCAAGUUACUGUUAAUUGACAGCAAAGUGUAUGCCGAAGAAGUGGAGCCCACAGGAGUUGUACCAAUGGAGGUGUCUUUAGAGAGGUAUCGAUUUGCAGCAGUGCCCACUCAUUUCAGAAAAGCUGAAGAUCCUCGUCUAAGACCUAGAGCUUCUCAAAAGUUGUUUCACAACACAAGUCUGUUGUCAAAGGAUUGUCUGAAGUUUCAACAUACACUGAAUGUUUGGUUUGGAAAUGAACAGCAAGAAUGGCAGCUGUUGUACAGAGCUUCAAAGGAUGGAUUCUCAGCUGCGGCAUUUCAUACAAAGUGUGAUGGCCUUUCACCAACAAUAACAGUUGUUCUGGGUACAAAUGGAAAUUUAUGUGGUGGGUUCAGUGAUCAGCCAUGGCGGAGUGAUAUUCCUCGUGGAAAAUACAUGCCAUCCAAAAGGGCAUUCUUGUUUACGUUGAUCAACUCUGAAGGCAGCCCUCCAAGCAAGUUUGACGUUACACACCCUAAGUAUGCCACUCUUCAUCAUCCAAGGUGUGUUGCCAUGAACACAAAUAAAUUGUAUACCUUUCAUUGGUUACUUUCUUAGUUACAGACUUUGAGGAUUUUUUUUUUUCUUUUAGAGAAAUAAUAUGAUAUAAUGUUUGUUUAGAUGAGGGGUCUGCAACCCCCUUCCUACUCAGGUAGAACGCUUGCAUUUAAAUUUACUGAGUCUAAUCUAUAAAUUCAAUCACAUAAGUAUUAAGGUACAUUAAUCACCCCUGUCAUUUUUAUUUGGGAGUCCAUCCCCCAAUCAUACCCAUUAGGUCUGCACGGCAAUAUGCAGUACCAUCAUCUCAAUCUGCAAUUGUGUCAUCAGGCUUUUUUGACAAAAAGGAUCUUGCAGCAAAGAAGAGCCUGUGUUUCACUGGUUGUUUUUACGUUGAUUAUGGAAUUGGCAAUAAGUCGCACAGGCCAACAAUACACUCUAAGGGUUCUGUACAUAUUGCUUGCCUACGAUGCUUUGUUAGUUCUCUCUUGGAAACGAGAAGUAACCUAGUGAUUUAGGGCACUGGUUAUGAAGUCUGGAGUGGUCCAAAUCCUUCAUACUGCCAUUAACUUUAUUUUCUUUUAGUAGCUCUGA